AUGCUCCCUCCCACAGUGACAGACUCCAUUGGGUCCCUGCAUACGAAAACACAUUUUUCACCUGUGCCGCUAUCAGUGCUGAAGGGCGACUCUCCGGUAAUUUUGGGUGUCGAUGAAGCAGGAAGAGGUCCUGUACUGGGACCCAUGGUGUACGGUAUCAGCUACUGCACAAGUCAGUACCAAGAUGAAGUGUUGAUCCCACACUACGACUUCGACGACUCGAAGAAACUAACAGAUGCGGUUCGUAGAGACUUGUUCCAUAAGAUGUACGAGACAAGAGACAUUGAAGAUGUUGGGUAUGCCACUACAGUCAUUACACCAACGGACAUCUCUAGUGGGAUGCUGAGGUUUCCGCCCUCAAAGAAUUACAAUUUGAACCAGCAGGCUCAUGAUGUGACCAUGGAUUUAAUUAAAGGUGUCCUAGAUAGAGGUGUUCAAUUGAGUCACGUUUACGUGGACACUGUGGGUCCACCAGCUAGCUAUCAGAAAAAAUUGGAGGAUAGGUUCCCCGAGGUGGGUGCAUUCACGGUGGCUAAGAAGGCCGAUUCGUUGUAUUGCGUGGUUAGUGUCGCUAGUGUUGUGGCUAAAGUAACAAGAGAUAUACUAGUGGAAUCAUUAAAACGAUCUGAUGAUGAAAUAAUAGGGUCAGGGUACCCAUCGGACCCCAAGACCGUUAAAUGGUUAAGGGAAACGCAAACUCCAUUGUUUGGGUGGCCCAUAGAAAUGGUCAGGUUCUCCUGGCAGACUUGUCAGACGUUGAUGAAGGACGGUAAUAAUGGAUCGAUACCAAUCGAGUGGGAGGAAGAUUUUAUAAAUUCCAAGAAAAAUAUGGCCCAACAAUGGACCCUCGAUGACCAGAAUUCGAAGAAGGUGAUCACCCUAGACAGUUGGUUCAUAUAG
Messenger RNA from Naumovozyma castellii, 900 nucleotides. It is a transcript of the gene RNH201, whose product is annotated as ribonuclease H2 catalytic subunit RNH201. The transcript has a single exon. The record is from RefSeq and is a predicted model, not a curated record. Bases 1 to 900 code for a protein of 299 amino acids. NCBI's taxonomy places the organism in Eukaryota, Fungi, Ascomycota, Saccharomycetes, Saccharomycetales, Saccharomycetaceae.